AUGGAGGAGUCUUCCCAGGGGAGUUUUAUUGCAACCAUAAAUGAGGAUUAUGAAGCAAUUUGCUGGGGAUGUGGACUAAACCUUGUUCUUCCCUCAUACGCACCUGUUUUCAAGUGUGGUUGGUGUGGUGCAAUCACCAAUCAGAAUCCAGUCAGGCUUGAAACCAAAAACUUUGGCCUGAGACGUAUCCGUGACCGGUGCUUUGUCGUUAUCCUCGCCGUUUUUAUGCUCUUUGUGAUAUGUGGUGGGAUUUGGGCUGCGUAUCCAGUCUUGUUUUCGAUCAGCUUGGCUUGUGGGGUUUUCCAUUGUGUUACAACAGUGUGUAUGGCGAUAUCAACACUAUCAACAUUCAUUCUUGUUGCUUUCAAAUGCGCCGGGAAGCCAGCAGAUAUUCUAUACGGAACCCACCCUGGAGUAGGCAACAGCGCUCUCAACAACUACACCUUUUGUCCCCACUGCUCCAAACCAAAGUCACCUAGAACACAUCACUGUCGCACCUGUGGCAUGUGUGUCCUCGACAUGGAUCAUCAUUGCCCCUUUAUUGGGAACUGUGUUGGUGCCGGUAAUCACAAGAACUUCAUAGCCUUCCUUAUCUCGGCAGUGAUAAGCACAACCUACGCUUCUGUUAUGUGUGUGUAUUGUUUGAUUCAUAUAUUGCCGCCUCUGGAGAAUGGAGCAGCGUAUGCGUCCGAUGUGGCACAUGCGAAUACUUUAUCAGUUCUGAGAGUGGUGAAGAACAUCGUGCUUGCUUACGUGGCCAACGCUGUGUUCGUCUCUGUUCGAGGCCUUGUUCUAGUCUACCUCUUUGUGGCGAGUGUCUCCGUGGCGAUUGGGCUGAGUGUUCUGCUGUGGCAGCAGCUUAGCUAUAUCUACGAAGGCAAGACUUACUUGAGCCAUUUAAGUGCUCAAGGAAGCGAGGAAGAUGGUGAAAAGAGCUGCGGGAAUCUUUUGACGUUUUUUGGGUGUCCACAUGCGAUUGAAAGGCACUUGCCAACUAUAAGGAACUUGAGGAAAAGACAUAAGAAAUGA
Microthlaspi erraticum is the source of this 1029-nucleotide messenger RNA. Lineage: Eukaryota; Viridiplantae; Streptophyta; Magnoliopsida; Brassicales; Brassicaceae. The record is from the annotation of a GenBank genome assembly.